Grosmannia clavigera kw1407 is the source of this 297-nucleotide messenger RNA. RefSeq lists its product as uncharacterized. The record is from RefSeq and is a predicted model, not a curated record. Bases 1 to 297 code for a protein of 98 amino acids. NCBI's taxonomy places the organism in Eukaryota, Fungi, Ascomycota, Sordariomycetes, Ophiostomatales, Ophiostomataceae. Gene Ontology annotation, molecular function: ATPase inhibitor activity. Gene Ontology annotation, biological process: negative regulation of ATP-dependent activity. Gene Ontology annotation, cellular component: mitochondrion. The transcript is spliced from 2 exons.
AUGCUCCACACACUUCCCAUCACCGUCCGCCCGAUGGUUCUGCGCCCUGUCAGCCGCACCUUUGCCACAUCGGCUAUCCGCAUGGCUGCCGGCGACACCGGUGCUCCCCCCAAGACGGGCCAGGCUGAUGCCUUCCAGAAGCGCGAGCGCGCGUCGGAGGACUAUGCCAUUCGGCAGCGCGAGAAGCAGAAGCUCCUAGAGCUGAAGCAGAAGCUGGCCGAGCAGCAGGCACACCUGAACGCACUGGCUGACCAUAUGUUUGUGCUGCCCGAGCGUCCUCCCAAGGCCUCUGCCUAG